UAUUUCCGUUGGUUUUCGUUAACAAACCAAAUUAGAAAAACCGUUGUAAGAACGAAGAAAACACAAUAGUGAAGUCUUAUACUUCUGGUCGGGGGGCGUGGUGGGAGAGAGCCGAGAGGAGGAAGAAGAAGACGACGACGAUGGGAGAGGGUUUAGGGUUCUACAAAGAAUACGUCGCCGGAAUGAAUGCUGGUCUCGCCACAGUCGCCGUCGGCCACCCUUUCGAUACCGUCAAGGUGAAGCUUCAGAAACAUAACACAGAUGUGGAAGGUCUCAGAUACAAAAACGGUCUGCAUUGUGCUUCAAGGAUCCUCCAAACUGAAGGAGUGAAAGGACUUUACAGAGGAGCAACAUCUUCGUUUCUUGGAAUGGCCUUUGAAAGCUCAUUGAUGUUUGGAAUAUACUCCCAGGCUAAGCUCUUCUUAAGGGGAAGUUUACCAGAUGAUGGGCCACGACCAGAAAUAAUUAUUCCAUCUGCUAUGUUUGGUGGAGCUAUUAUUAGUUUUGUAUUAUGUCCAACCGAGCUAGUCAAGUGUAGAAUGCAGAUCCAAGGCACUGAUUCUUUGGUUCCCAACUUCCGUAGAUACACUAGUCCUCUUGAUUGUGCUGUUCAGACCGUUAAAAACGAAGGGGUAACAGGUAUUUUUAGAGGUGGCUCAGCGACAUUAUUAAGAGAAUGUGCUGGAAAUGCUGUCUUUUUUACUGUGUAUGAGUACUUAAGAUAUCACAUACACUCGAGAUUGGAGGGUUCUAAGUUGAAAGAUGGUUACUUGGUUGAUAUGGGGAUAGGUGUUCUCACUGGUGGACUUGGAGGCAUAGCUUGCUGGUCAGCUGUUUUGCCUUUUGAUGUAGCAAAAACCAUUAUUCAGACCUCUCCAGACAAAGCUACUGAGACAAAUCCUUUCAAAGUGUUGAGAUCGAUUCAUAAGAGGGCUGGAGUCAAGGGAUGCUAUGCUGGUUUGGGUCCAACCAUUGUGAGAGCAUUCCCUGCUAAUGCAGCAGCUAUUGUGGCUUGGGAGUUCUCAAUGAAAUUGUUGGGAAUCAAACGUGAUUAGGGAUUAGUAUUAGCAUUCGAAUAUAAAUGUAUUUCAGAUCUGAUGAGCUUUCUUGUAACUGAACUACAUAUCUCAAUAAUCAAAAGUUUCUAGCAGAUUAUUAUGUUUCUUGUUAGCCUUUGUAGCUGUCUCCUCAAUGGAUAGUGAAACAUAUACAGAUCUUGGCUUGAAUAAAUAUAUUCCUUCAA
Messenger RNA from Brassica rapa (field mustard), 1243 nucleotides. RefSeq names its product mitochondrial arginine transporter BAC1. Gene Ontology annotation, molecular function: L-ornithine transmembrane transporter activity. Lineage: Eukaryota; Viridiplantae; Streptophyta; Magnoliopsida; Brassicales; Brassicaceae. The record is from RefSeq and is a predicted model, not a curated record. Gene Ontology annotation, biological process: mitochondrial L-ornithine transmembrane transport.